This is a messenger RNA of Penicillium oxalicum, 4632 nucleotides long. RefSeq lists its product as uncharacterized. The coding region runs from base 1 to 4632 and encodes 1543 amino acids. Lineage: Eukaryota; Fungi; Ascomycota; Eurotiomycetes; Eurotiales; Aspergillaceae. The transcript is spliced from 3 exons. The record is from RefSeq and is a predicted model, not a curated record.
AUGUCCGCUUGUCAAGCUGGUGUGCCCAGUGAUACUCUGUCUCCAGUGAUAGAUCCCGCGUCGGUUCCUUUGCCUCCUUCUCCAUGCGCGUCACCCCCAGCGCCAUUUGUGAGGCCAGAAGAGUCCGCUCGGAGGGCGGACCCAACCGUGGGCCCAGGUGAGUUGGAUGGCUCGGCCCGCUCCAUCCCCAAACAGGAAAUCCUCAGCGCUCCUGAGGAGGGAUCGAGGCCCCCGGUUGCACCCAUCGCAAUGCCGGUAUCUCCACCAACAUAUGGUGAUACCCCCUCGAUCGUAUUUGAGGAAUUUGCCCGGCGAUAUCUUCAAAGUCGCCAAAAGCGCAUCCAAAGCCGGCGCCUGGACUCUCGUCUGCGCGCGACCAAGGUAUCGAUUGGAGUUUUGUCGCGCAUGAUCCGCGUGGGGAAUACGGUUCAAAGGGGGUUGAUCGAAGCUCUCAAGCAUGACGACAAAUCCAGCUUUGUCACUCUCUACCAGACACUUUUGGACCUUCAGGAGUCGUGCGACUUCAACACGCAAACCCAUGAGGAUGGACACCUGUCCGAUGAUCCAAAGUCGUCCGUGGAUGCUGAAAGUAAUCUUUCCCUGGACUUUUUUCACCAGCUCAGCCCCCAAUCCCAGAUGGACACACUGGAAAUCUUGCAGCGAGUUCGGUCGGAUCCCCAAUUUUUGGUUAAUCGUCUUCGCAGCUUCACGUCCCCUCAACUGGCCGCGUUCGUCUUCCCGGCCUCUUCUUUGGACUCGGGAGAUCCGGCUUUUCCUUCUUCUUUCUCUGCUGCUGGUUCCUCAUCGUCCCGGUUCCGUGGCCAAUACUCAGUGAACCGAAAUUCAACGCAAACUGUCUCUUUCAAGAACCAUGCGUAUGCCUUUGAACGGACGGAUCCUUUGACCGUUUUGCUUUGUAAUGUGUUUGCUGCACCGUUGGAAUCCGAGUCUGCCGAGUCCAGACUCCGGCUGGAUGUGUGGUCGACCGUCUGCGCGCAACUAAUCUCCCACGGCAGCAGUAGAUAUUUUCCUUUAGUCGGUCAGGUCCUGUCAUUCUGGGCCACGGAUCAGAAUUGGAAAGCCCGGCCCAAGUUCGAGCUUUAUUUGAUGGAUGUUCUACAAACGGGUGCAUUCCUUUUGGAAUACACAGCUAGCCCAGCUGGUUUGGAUUUUACUCCGGAAGCUUUGGACCCUUUACGCACGGAUGUGGCCGAGGAGUUUUUUGCCUCUGCAAUGGACGGCCUAUUUGAUAUGCUGGAUGACCCUGACGGCGGAUUUCCCAGUGCGGUCUUGGGCUUUGCUCGAGCGGUUCUUCAGAAAUUGGAAUCGACUGACAGUCGCAGCCGUUUUCUUGAGUAUCUUUUCGUGCAGUGGUUUUUCCCCAAAUUCCUCUACGGCGCCUUGACAUAUCCCGAGACCCACGGGCUACUACUGGAUUUCCAUAUCCGCAAAGACGCCCGCGAAAAGUUGCUUGGCCAAGUCGGGCUCCGUGCAUAUUCUCAAGUUUUUGCUGUCCUACGAUCAAUGCAUCAUGUGUCGAUACUUCGCCCCUCGGUUAAAGCGCAUGUGGACAAUAUGCUGUCUCGGUUCGAGGUCGACCAUUCAUCUGCACAGCCCUCUGCAAAGUUGCCCGUCGAGGCCAAGGCGGGGACGAACUGCAAUUUUGGCGAUGACACAGCAGCAAACUUCCUCCUUUUAUCGUCAGCCGAUGUAAUCACAUUGUUAGAUGCUCUAUUUCCAAAGCUAGGAUCCCCGGUCAAUCCAUCGUCAGCGUACGCUGGCAUCCCAUUGAAUGUGACCUGGACCGGAUCGCGAGUUGCAUUACCGACAGGGGACGAGAACGCAAGAUCCGAUCUCGGGCAACCUUGUCCGCCCACAUUUCGAAAUACACAUUCCACCCAGGCAGAUUCAUCGCCUGUGACUCGCUCGAACGAUGAGAUCUUUGAGGCUGCCGCACGGAUUCGCUUUGAGAUGAGCGAUCUAGAUGAGCCGAGUGAACGCAUUACCUUGGACCACCCCGCGGAAGAACAUUGGACACUAUUUCCAGUGAAAUGCGUCGGCCGUGCGGUCGCGGGCAUUGUUACGGCUGGCCAGCCAACAGCGGACAGUGAGUAUGACACUCCCCGCAUCGAGCAGAACCAGGCGGACAAUCGCGAAGCCUUGCAGAAGGCUAUUAUUCGUCUUGUCCGUGAGGGUCACUGGCAUCAGUCAGGAGAAUCAACCCAAAACAUCCUGGACUCAAGGGUGGCCUCGGCGACACUACGGCAACGAUUCAAUCAGGCCAUGUUCUCUGCCCAGCAUAACUCGGACUUUGUCAGUGCCCAUUAUUGGUGGAAUGCGUCACGGCAACUGUGCCAACCUUCGAGCUUUGUUCCGUCGGUCGGCGACAACUGGAUCCUGGAUCCUAUGCACAGAUCCUGCAUGCGUUCGCUGGAACAGUCAGUGGCCAUUAUAGAGCAAUGCGAGAGCGAUUUCUUGCUCUUGGAACAAACCCUUCACCGGAUUCGGGCUCGUGUCAAAUCGUUCAUGGCUACCAUGUCCAAGAUUCGUGUCAAGAUGUGGUACAUGACCGACGUGAAGAACUCUAUGCGAUAUGAGGAAGCUCGAAAUGUGACCACAGCUCUGACCAUGAUUCCGACUGCGCGCCCGCAAACCACAGAACUACCGGAAGAUUCGCGGUCUAGGUUCGGGUCCCGUUCUCUAGGCGGCUCUUUGUUUCAGAAGCCCGAGGUACAGAUACUGAAAAUGAUGACUGCACCCUCAAGUCAAGGUGGCCCCCGAAAAUUGUCCGAUGAGCAGGUUGAUUUGACCCGCAAGUGGCUGGCCCACAGCAAUAUCGACAACUUUUGUAAGGGGGAAGAGCGUAUCCACCGGUUCUGCUAUGAGGUACGUUCGAGCGUCAAUCGGCUCGUAGGGGAAACCAUGGCAGAGACUCCCGUCCUUUGGGCAAGUGAGUUGUUUCAAAGAGAGCGCGUGAGAUACGAUGGCUAUGCAUGCCGACCCUUCCCUGGUCUAUCAAUACCUACAACUCCACGACCAUCCACGGGGGCAAGUGACGAUCAGCCUCACACGCAUCAUCUUUACAGCUCCAAUCUUCCUAUGACUGAUCCGUACAACCGCCCUCCUGACUUGUCCCCUCUUCUGGGGCACAAACAGUCCAUUCAGAGUCUUCUUUCAGACAAGUAUCGAUCCCACCGUGACUUGGCCGCGUUUGAUGUCUCCUCGUUGGGGGGGUCGCCCAGCCGUGCUGCGUCAUCUUCAACCAGCGAUACGUACAGUUCUUUCUGGUCAGCGCACCAAGGCCACUCUACCUACGCGGCCAGCGUAUCCACCGCUUACUCUCGGCCUCCUUCGAUGAUCAGUGACGGCGCUACCCGUCAACCUCGCCAUUCUGAGCGGAAGACACAUGGUAAGGUCGAGUUCAUGGAAGAUCUUCGGCAGCACUUGACAAGCCUUCUCUUGAGCGAUUUGGGCUCUCCCGUGUGGAGUUGCGGUAGUGAGACGGACGCCUGGUUCACCCGUUAUCUUGGCCAUCCGCCGGUGAAAACCCAGAUGCAGAGGAAUGCCUCCUACCAGAGAUUCUACUCAGACUAUCAGAAGAGAUCCAGUCAUCUCGAAAAUCAGCGACGGUCACCCGGAGCGCAACGAAGUCGAUCGCUUGACCGCUCGUGGGGGCCUGCCCAACAAAACCCAUCGGGAGGUGUCCAAGACACUCCUCGAAAAGAUCACCUGCCUACAUUCUCCUAUCAGGCUGUAUUUCGGCGUCUUCUUGAUGUCUUCUCGCGUCAUGGCAAUCCCCUUGUCAAGCUCAACGCUCUCAGAGACUUGCGGUCCAUGGUGAUUGCUUCAUUGAUGUCGCCCGUCGAUGCUACGACAGGCGCUUCAGAGGACGAGACAAGGCACAGGGGCAUUUCCCGGGCGCAACCAACUCGCAGAAGGUUCUCGGAUUCUUGUGCGCCAUCCCGAUUCCAGACAAAUACUGCGUUUCCCUCAGUGAUUCCUUCUGUCUCUGCCAAUUUUGGCUCGAUGCCCUCCGAGUAUACUGUCCCGUCGGAAGAGCAAAUCGUUGCCGCUUUCCGAAAUCUGAUCUUGGAGGUUAAGCCGAAGACUCUCUUCCGAGAUCUACAGUACAUAUCCGCUUUUGUCCCUGCGGAGUACUUCAACAAAUCUGAUGGCCAAACCGCAUUUUUCCAGUUUGGUCUGGCUGCUUUGGCUCUCAAAGGAGAACUAUGCCAUGGCAUGGUGGAAAUUGCAGAUCGGAUCGUCUCUCAAGAGCUUCUGCGCCGACAUCCUCCUCCCGGUGCCGACUUCCACGCUCGCCCGGGCCACGCAAUUGAGGAUGCUGCGGAAAUGUGGAUCAUCGCAGCCAAGGAAGGCAAUCCCAUCGCGCAGCGUGAGUUAGCUAUUCUCUAUCUGACUCAUCCCGAGCGUCUCCAACGGGUCACCUUACCUCUCACUCGGCCACGGGACACUUUUAAGGCAGAGAUGAUGUAUAUGCGUGGGAAAGAUUCCAAGUCCGACCCACAGAGUAUGUGUCUGGCACUGCACUGGAUGCAGCUCUCAGCUAAUGGCGGAGAUGUUCUUGCCCGCAACCGGCUCCGUGAGCGAGAGGAAUUUGAUUCCAUUGCAUGA